Messenger RNA from Morchella importuna, 5211 nucleotides. RefSeq lists its product as uncharacterized. The record is from RefSeq and is a predicted model, not a curated record. Gene Ontology annotation, cellular component: cell septum; cell periphery; myosin complex. Bases 1 to 5211 code for a protein of 1736 amino acids. The transcript is spliced from 4 exons. Gene Ontology annotation, molecular function: cytoskeletal motor activity; ATP binding; chitin synthase activity. NCBI's taxonomy places the organism in Eukaryota, Fungi, Ascomycota, Pezizomycetes, Pezizales, Morchellaceae.
AUGUCGUUCUCGAAUAGACAUUCAAUCUACUCGACGACGUCCGCUUCACCUUACGCCGCGAAUCAACAAGGCGGAGGGCAGAUUACAACCUCGUCCCUACUUACAGCUCUUCACAAUUCUUAUCAAUCAGGCCAACCUCACAGUCUCGAUGCAAGCACAACGCUCGUUGUGAAUUCUGGAAAUGGCCUCGGCAAUGCAGGCUACGGGGGCGGGGUGAUUGACGAAAAUGUUGGAACAAGAGCUUGGGAGCAUGCCCGGAGACGAGCAGAGGACCAAACUAUUUUAUUAGCAUCUCUACAUCCCCACUCACCUUCACUUUUAACCCCGAUUUUGGGUACACUACCCUCACCACCAGACAUCCUUACCAACGCCCUUGCUCUAAUUUCAGCAUUUACAUCUUGCCUGACACCUUCAUCUCCAUUCUCUGUACCGUAUCAUAAUGGUUUGGUGGUCUCUCUUCAGCUAUCUUUAGCCGGGAACAUCACAGGAGCCCACAUCUCCCUCUCAACCGCCGGGAUCGAUACUGCCAACGGUCUUCUCCAAAUACCUGCGAAGGACGGAUAUAGAGCCUUUGAUGUAUUUUACUAUCUCCUAUCAGCAGCAUCCACGCCUGCUGAAAGGCAGGGUCUCGGUCUACAAACACCCGACAAGUAUUCACUACUCGCCCGAAGUGGGACCUACUACCUUCCAAGCUAUCUGCCUACCGCAGAUGACUCAGCAGCAGCGGAGGAUUGGAGAGCAAAUCUUAGGGCUAUCGGGGUCAAGGGGAGUCUUCUUAGGGGUCUUCUCUCAGCGCUUGCUGGUAUUCUCAAACUUGGGAAUUCUGUCGGACUUUUAGUAGAUGAAGAUGUUGUUGAAGAGGUGUGCGAAGAUGUAUCCGGCCUUAUCGGCAUCGAACCCGAAGUUCUGGCAAAAAAGAUGGGCGACAACGAGAGAGAAGCAUUCAUCGCAGCUGUCUAUGAAGCUAUUGUUGAAUGGAUUGUUGCAAGAUCGAACGAUGCUAUUGCCGCUGACUUCGAGGCACGGAAAGAGAAUGAGUCAGGUACAGAUGGAAGUGAAGGCGAUACCGUUCAAAUCAAUGUUCUUGAGCUGCCUGGUGAAAAGAUGGCGAAGGCUCUAUGUCUUAAAGGCGUGUUCGACGACGAAAGUGGCCUCAAUUUAGAAAUGAAAAUGGACGGAGUUCAAAUGCCCAGUGCUAACGGUACCGUGCUCAGGGAGAUGAAGACUGCAUGGACUGAAGCCGAGAGUGCGGGCCUCGUUGGUAUGAGUAGAGAUAGGGAAUACGAGCGUGAUAGAAGGGAGCAAGUUAUUGAGAAGGGCGGUCGUGAGGUUGAGGAGGGUGGAUUUUUGAAGGAACUCCUAUUCCCAGCCGAGUAUGGGCGAGAUAUGGACUCGAUCAAAUUUGAUGCUGUGCAGCUCCUUGCAGCCUCUCGAGUCUGGUGGCAUUUAAACCUAUCACCUUCAGAAGACCCAACCACUGGGCAACAGCCAGCUCAAUGGGCUGCUGCUGCUGUCAGUAAGCAGUUGCGUAGCUGGAGACUGCCUGAAUGGGGAAACCGCAGAACCAAGCACCUCGAUUUUACUUCUGACUUCGAUUUCGACGAAUUCUCGGUAAGAUACGCCCCUCUUGGCUGCACUGGUGGUCGAGAUGGCGUUGAGAGCUGGGUUAUCGAAAGAGGCUGGAGUAAUGGUGAAGUGGUAGUAGGAAAUGAGAGGGUAUGGAUGCGGGAAGGAAGUUGGUGGGAAGCAGAGAAUAUGCUCGACUUGAAACAACCAAUGCCAGGUAUGAUGGGCAUGGGGGCCGCUCCAAUGGACACCGGCUACACUACAAAUACCAACGGGAGCGGCUACUUCGCCAUGGGCGGUGUCCAGCCAUUGACACCCGGCGCAUCCAGAGAUAAUCUUCUUCGACAGAGUACCAUGAGUGGAGCAUUGCCUGGAAGCUCUCCCCUCGCUGCAUCCGGCGGUGAGGGAGAUGCUCCUGGAAUGUCAAAAUACGACGAAGCCUACUAUUCUGGAAAGCUUGACCCCGAAGCUGCCGAUCCCAAGCAUAUUGAGGAACAGCCGACCUCUAGAACCCGUAAAAUCUGGGUCGCUGCAGUGUGGGCCUUAACAUGGUGGAUUCCGAGUUUCUUACUCCAGCACGUUGGCAGGAUGAAGCGGCCUGAUGUCCGAAUGGCUUGGAGAGAGAAAUUUGUUCUUUGCCUUUUCAUCUUCUUGUGUAACGCUAUCAUCGUGUUUUGGAUUGCUGCAUUUGCCAGACUGGUCUGUCCGAAUUACGACAAAGCUUGGAAUACCAAGGAGGUUGCAACCCACACGGGUGAAAACGAUUUCUGGGUCAGCAUCCGUGGUUACGUCUAUGAUAUGACCGAUUUCUGGACCCUCCAACACAGUGACAGCAAUAUCGAGACCACCAGAGACAACAUGAUCGAUUUUGCUGGUCUUGAUCUUUCUGCCUACUUCCCGCCACCUAUCUAUCUAGCUUGUCCUGAUCUCAUUAGCUCCCAACUCGUAACCAUGAGUUACAAUGAUUCCUCUACAGUACAACAAUUUGCUAUUGGUAUUCACAACUCUGGCCCUCGUCUUGCUCAAGACACAACCUCCGAGUUGCAUUCAGCAAACUGGUACUCACAACGAUUUUUACCCUUCAUCAAAGAUUUCAAAAAGGGUGACCUGGUCUGGGAUCCAAAGGAUAUUAGGAAGACAGGGAAAGCAGACAAUAAACCAUGGGGUAUCAUCGAUGAUAAGAUCUACGAUCUGACAGAUUACUUCUACACUGCGGACCUCAAUCCCAAUACCGGUGCUGCUGGUGUUACUUCCUAUAACUACCUCGAUUCGGAGAUUGAGGAUUUAUUUCAGCAGAAACCAGGUAGCGAUCUCACCAAGGAAUUUCAUAAACUGGGUAACAGCACUAUGCGGGCCCAAAACUUGAGAUGUAUGAACAAUCUCUUCUACGUAGGACGCACGGAUUUCAGGAAAACAGCCAAGUGUCAAUUCAACAGUUAUAUUCUUCCCAUCUUCGCUGGUAUCGUCGCAGCUGUUAUUGUCGUCAAGUUUUUGGCUGCGCUUCAGCUUGGUUCCAAACGUCGUCCGGCUCAACAAGACAAGUUCGUCAUUUGUCAGAUUCCUGCGUAUACCGAGGGCGAGGAUCAACUUAGGAAGGCACUCGACUCACUUACUGCCCUGAACUACGAUAACAAGAGGAAAUUACUUUGCGUGGUAUGCGACGGUUUGGUCGUUGGUGGUGGUAACGAUAGACCUACUUCGAGCAUCGUUUGUGACAUCCUUGGUGUUGACCCAAAGAUUGAUCCUCCUGCGCUGCCUUUCAAAUCCGUCGGAGAUGGAAGUGCUCAACUGAAUUACGGAAAGGUUUACUCUGGUUUGUAUGAAUACGAGGGAUGUGUCGUUCCUUACGUCGUCAUUGUCAAGGUUGGAAAACCUUCCGAAAAAUCAAAGCCUGGUAAUCGUGGUAAACGUGAUUCCCAAGUUCUGCUUCUCGACUUCCUUAACCGCGUCCACCACCGUACUCCUAUGUCUCCGCUUCAACUUGAGAUAUUCCACCAAAUCAACAACAUCAUUGGUGUUGAUCCAGAGCUUUACGAAUAUCUUCUCAUGGUUGACGCUGAUACAAGUGUCAAGGAAGAUGCGUUGAACCGUUUGGUGGCUGCUUGCGCAAACGAUGCAAAGAUCGUAGGAAUCUGCGGUGAGACUAGUUUGGAGAAUGAGGAAAGGUCCUGGUGGACUAUGAUUCAGGUUUACGAAUACUAUAUCUCUCACCAUCUCGCAAAGGCUUUUGAGAGUCUAUUCGGAUCGGUUACUUGUUUGCCUGGAUGUUUCUGCAUGUAUCGCCUACGCACUCCUGACAAGGGUCGUCCUCUUAUUAUCUCUAGCAAAAUUAUUGAGGAAUACUCUGAUGGGUGUGUCGACACGCUUCACAAGAAGAACCUGUUGUCUCUCGGUGAGGAUCGUUAUCUUACGACUUUGAUGACUAAGCAUUUCCCAUACAUGAGCUACAAGUUCAUUCCAGACGCCUACGCUCUUACUGCUGCCCCUGAGACUUGGAGUGUUCUGUUGUCCCAAAGGCGUCGAUGGAUUAACUCUACCGUUCACAAUUUGGCCGAAUUGUUCUUCCUCAAGGAGAUGUGCGGCUUUUGUUUCUUCUCCAUGAGAUUCGUCGUCUUUUUGGAUUUGAUCGGUACCAUCAUUCUUCCUGCCACUUGCGUAUACUUCGGAUAUUUGAUCUAUCUUAUUGCUAGCAAGACAGGACCAAUGCCUAUCCUGUCACUGGUUAUGAUUGCUGCCGUUUAUGGUCUCCAAGCGAUCAUCUUCAUUAUAAAGAGGCAAUGGCAGCAUGUUGGAUGGAUGAUCAUCUAUAUCCUUGCGUUCCCAAUCUACUCCUUUGUUCUCCCCGUUUACUCAUUCUGGGCCCAAGACGAUUUCUCAUGGGGUAAUACUCGUAUCGUCAUUGGCGAGAGCGGCGCCAAGAAGGUUGUUGCUACUGCAGAUGAAGGAUUUGAUCCAAAGAGUAUUCCGCUGCAAUCGUGGGACGACUAUGCGGCUCAAAACGGACUUCCUGGUCGUCGCGGUGGUGCACCGGAGAAAUUUGAUGGCGCUUAUCAGGACGGCGUUGAACUUGAUGACAUGCAAUCUAUGUACUCUUCUGUUAAGCCAGCCUCCACAAUUCUUACUGGUCUUCCAAAUAUGGGCGGGCACCCUUAUAUGCCACCCCAUUCUCCAGCCCCGUUCAAUAAUAACAGGCAGUCAACUUAUUCGGCUUACACAAACUUCAACGAUCCAAACCACCACCAGCAGCAACGUUUGAUGUCACUAGGAGGUAUGAGCCAGAGGGAUUAUUGGCAAGAUGGUCCUGCGAACAAUCGCCAGAGUGCCAUGAGUACCGGGUUGCCAAGCACUGAUAACCUCCUCUCCAUGAACACCCCUCCACCAAGAGGGCCUAGUCGGAGUCCCCUUGGAUUCGCUGGAAGUAGACCAGCAAGUACCAUGGACUUCAUGAGGGCUGGUGGCGGUCCAGAUGAUGAUUCGAUCAUUGAAAGUAUCAGACAAGUCUUAAGAGAGGUGGAUUUGGAGACUGUUACGAAGAAACAAGUCCGUGCGUUGGUGGAGCAAAGAUUGCAGACAGAGUGCCAAGGCGAGAGACGGUCAUUCUUGGAUAAACACAUUGACACUGAGUUGGCAAACUUGCCAAUGUGA